UCUAGUUGUUCUGUGCGCUGACCGUUUAUUUAAUGAUAAAAUAUGUGGAACUGUAUUUAGAGAUCGUUGUCCAGAAUUAACAGAACUUAUAAUUUGCGGUUCCAACUCCUGUUCUCAGGCUGCCCCUUAUCAUGCUGUUAUCCAGUUUAACACAAAAAACCGAGUCAAGAGAGAUGAUGUGGAACCAAGAGUUAUAGUGCAAGAAGAAACUGAAAUAGCUCCUUUUUGUGGCGCCACUCUUAUAAGUGAAAAGUUUCUUUUAACGGCUGCACACUGUCUACACAGUAACAGAGAAUCGCGGAGUGUCUGCUCAGUUCCAUUGCUUACAGCAGAAAAUUGUAGACCUAAUUGUCCAAUAGGAUGUCACAGAGUUCUCCCCUCAGAACUCCAGGUAUUCUUUGGGAUGACGAGCUUAAAAAACUCUUUUGCCCAGCCCUCAUCUGUCAGAAAAAUACACUUGCACCCCGGAUGGAACCUCAGUUCUCGAGACAAUGAUAUUCUGAAGGGUCAUGAUAUUGCUCUCCUGGAAAUGACAAAUCCUGUCUCCUUCUCAGAUGCAAUAUGGCCGGCCUGUCUUCCAGGACCUGCUGAUACAUACCUAAUGGAGGCAGAAACCCCAGUUUCUGUGGUCGGGUUCGGCAUGGUCAAUGUGUCAUCUAAAGCCAACUCAGACAUCUUACAAAUGGCGAAAAUGAAGAUGGUUUCCAAAAAAAACUGCAACUCUAAACAAAUCUGGAACAUUCAGGGAACACAGAUAUGUGCUCUAGGGGACGGAGACACCAUCUUAGGAUGCAAGACAGACUCAUGCAAAGGGGAUUCAGGUGGUGGACUGAUUGCUUCUAGGUUCGGGAUGAGAACCAUAAUUGGAAUUGUUUCAUUUGGAGAAACAUUUUGUGGAGAUGGUCCAAACCCAAGACCUGGAGUUCAUACAAAUGUUCUUGAUCACAUGCCAUGGAUCGUAGCCACCAUUCAAGGACUCAACUAUACAAUGAUAGAUAACAAGAUUAGCACAGUUGAAUCUUCUUUUACUGAUUCUUCAUUUGCGGAUUCUUCCUUCUUCACAAGACCAAAGAUACCCCCCCUAGCCCCAGGAUUCACCAGCACAUCAUCGUUUAUUAAGGAUGGUUCAUCUCAAUCCUUUAUCAAGGAUGGCUUAUCAUCAAGCUCCGUCAUGAAUAGGCCAACAUCAACUUUUGUUACUGAUGGUUCAUCAUCAUCCUUCAUGAAAGAUGAUUCAAUGCCAUCCUUUAUGAAAGAUGGUUCAACAUCAAUCUCUGAGUUCUCCAAACCUUUGACAGUACCAACAUGGACAUCAUGGUCCUCCUGGAGUGCUUGUUCUGUUACUUGUGGAUCAGGAACCAGAACUAGACAAAGGGCUUGUAUACACCCCAGUUUCCAUCAGAGUGAAGAUACUAGAAAUGGACCCCAUCAUGCUCAAUGCCCAGGUGGCAAGGAACAGUAUCAAGAGUGUAGUAUAAACCCCGAGAGCAGAUGUUCUGUACCACUUCAGCAGCCAGGGAUUGUGGGUUGGCUGUUUGAUAUUUUAAAUCCAGUUCUGCCACCACCACCUCAACCUAUCAUACCGAUUGGACCAUCAUUUGUUGAAGGAAGUUCUGCAGGUCCUGAUGAACCAAUUGGAGAUUGCAGAAUGAGCUGUGUAGGCUGGCCAUACAAACAGUGUGAAGUGAGGUUGGUAAAUCCUGAUGGAUUCUGGCAGUCUGCUACAUGCUUGAACCCCUACUACAGCAGAUCAGCUCCAGAGAAAUAUGUCAACUAUCCAAAGUGCGGCGAACUACCUAAAGGCUGUCAACGAUGUGACGAUGUGUGUGCAAGAAGAGAUGGUCUACAAGACAGGAACGGAUACUGAUAAAUGGAUGAUACAGUUUACCCGACUGGAAUUGAAAUAUUAGAAUCAUGUCAGUUUUCAAAGAAGUCAUCAACUCUACCAUUGAGAACUCUGUUCAUUUUUAAUUCAAAACUUAAGGAUUGUUAACGUUAAUUGAUUUUUCCAUUAAGCGUAAAAAAAAACUUUUAUCAGUUUACA
Messenger RNA from Eurytemora carolleeae, 2044 nucleotides. RefSeq lists its product as uncharacterized. Lineage: Eukaryota; Metazoa; Arthropoda; Copepoda; Calanoida; Temoridae. Gene Ontology annotation, biological process: proteolysis. The record is from RefSeq and is a predicted model, not a curated record. Gene Ontology annotation, molecular function: serine-type endopeptidase activity. The transcript has 21 exons. Bases 404 to 1867 code for a protein of 487 amino acids.